Molecule: messenger RNA, 4581 nt
Organism: Salarias fasciatus (jewelled blenny)
Lineage: Eukaryota; Metazoa; Chordata; Actinopteri; Blenniiformes; Blenniidae
Product: immunoglobulin-like and fibronectin type III domain-containing protein 1
Exons: 25
Coding region: 1-4581 (1526 amino acids)
Biological process (GO): sarcomere organization
Cellular component (GO): M band
Molecular function (GO): protein binding
Source: RefSeq, a predicted model, not a curated record
AUGUGGAAAAGAACCAAGAACUCGGGUCCGUCGACCAUCAGACAAAGUUUCUCCCUCGUCCACCGAUACAUUCAACAUUUUAAUGAGGUGUCUGGCAACAAGUCAGCCACGAUCCGAAGAAGAUCGAAGAUCCCCGGUGUGAUGAUCACCCAGUUUGUCACAAACAUACCGGAGGGUAAAAGCACCCCGGACUUCCAGUGUAAACCAACACCAAUAAAUACACAGGAAGGACACUUGGCUGUCUUCAAAGCUGUGGUGAAAGGAGAUCCCAAACCAGAGGUGUCAUGGAAAAGAACCUUAGGAAGUUUAUCAAACAAAGACAAAUACAAGACUAAAUAUGAAGAAUCAACAGGGGAGCACAUACUAGAGAUUCACAAUGUGUCUGGAGCAGAUGCAGAUACAUAUAAAUGUUACGCUGUGAACGAAUAUGGGAAAGCUGUCUGCUCAGCGACAUUAAAUGUGACUGAUGCUUCAACAAAUCCAGCAGAUUUCAGAAAACUGCUGAGGAAAAGUAAAGUAGAUAAAGCAGAUGGCGAAAAUGAUGAAAGGUUCUGGGAAGCGAUGCUGAAUGCUGACGGCAGAGACUACGAGCACAUCUGUUCUGAGUUCGGUGUUACAGACUUACAUUUGGUGGUUAAAAAACUCGAGGAGAAGAAGAGGGAGAGGGCACAAAACAAGUCCAAGGAUGAUGUAAUUCCUUAUGACGACGAUGCUACACUGAAAUACAAUCUUCAGAAAAGUGGGAGAAAACAGGAUUUCGGUUCUGAGGGCCUGAUAAAUAACAUGGCAGGUCUGCGUCAGGGGAACGGUAUGGCGGUGAGCUUCAAGAACCGAGGACUGCAUCAAGUGGACGCUGAAGAGGACGAUCUACUCCUCGAGUUGAAACUGUCCAAUGUGGACUUUGUCAUCAAAAUUCAGGAGAUUAAAGCCAGAGAACGAGAGGACGCCCUCUUUGAGUGUGUCCUCACACACCCGCUGCCUAAAAUCACAUGGUUGGGCAAAGGCAUCGAACUGGAAGAUGGAGAAAAAUACAAAAUAACCGCAUCAGACCACAAACUGAUUCACAGGCUUCUGAUCAGGGACUGUGUUCAGUUGGAUACUGGUAUCUACUCAGCUGUGGCUGGUGGUACAUCCUGCAGUGCCUGGCUAGUGGUAGAAGGUAACAACUCACACAAUCUCGCCUCUGGCGGUAAGAAGAUAGCCCAUAAAACCACGCUCGCGGUUGGAGCCCUCGCUGAUAUUGAAAAAGUGGCCAGAGAGCAGCAAAUGAAAAAUCGAGAGGAGAUGGAAAAGAUUUUAGCGGCCGUAAAAGCAAAACAUGCUGGAGGACAAGUGAAAGGAGAAAUGGCAUUAACCACCGGUGGAGGAGAAAGUGAAAUAACCGAAGCCGCCGGACGGGGUAAAACCGCCAGAGCCGUUAAAGAUAAGCCUGACGCCCUGUGUCAGCCUGUGGGCACCGAGGGGAGGAGAAGAGAGGAAAAAGGAAAAGGAGAUGGCACGGGAGUGAAAUCGGACACUGCAGGGAGUGUGGAGACAUUAAGAGAACACGGUCCUAAGAACAGGAACCGCAAAAAACACAAUCGAUCGGAUUUAGACGCCAUAACAGAGUCUGAUGAUGAAGAUGAAGAUGAUGAUUAUGAAGAUGAGGACGAUGAAGACAAUGAUGAGCCUCAAAUUUCAACCAGGAGUGGACAUGAAGGCACUGAUCUGAAUAAAAAUAAAAACUUCACUAACUCCUCCAAACACCAAAAGAAGCCAAAGAAGGUACACUGGAAAGACGCAUCUGAUUCGAAUGACCAAGAGAGUGACAAUGAAGGAAAUGCGAGUGAAGAGAAUCAGGAUGCUCCAGGUCAGCUCAAAAAGAAAAGUCGCUCAAAGUCAGGAAAAGAGCUGAAGAAAUCAACGAAAGGUAAAAGUAAGGAUCCUGAUGAUCAGAAUGGAAAUGACGCUGAAGAUGCCAAAAAGUCUUCAUCACGUAAGAAAAAGAGUAAGAGAAAAGGCCCGCUGGUUGAAGAUGCUGUGAUUGAUCCGGGGGUUCACUUCAUCUCUGGCUUGUCUGAUGUGAAUGCCAUCAUCAGCGAGAGCGCCGAGUUAACGUGCAGGCUCAGCAGCGAGGACUGCGACGGCGUCUGGUUCAGAGACGGCAAACAGAUAGUUCCAGACGACAGUUUCUCUGUAAGUAAAGAUGGUUCGGUCCACACGCUCGUCAUACUCAGGUGUACAGAAGAGCACUCUGGAAAAUACCGUUUUGAGGCAGACGGUCGGAAAACAGAGGCGAUGGUCAACGUCAAAGAUCCGCCCAGGAUUAACCUCGAAGACCUCACAGCUUUCACCGAGCCUGUGACAGUCAAAACGGGGCACCACGCCAUCUUCAAAGCCAACUUCGUUGGCUUCAAGCCAAUAAAGAUCCAGUGGUACAGAGAAGGAGAGGAGCUGCUCGAUGACGCCAGCACGAAGAUCGAGAAGUCCUGCGGUCACACCCGCUUACUGCUGAGCCGGUGCCACAGGAAGGACACGGGAGAGAUCAAACUCAAGCUGAAGAACGAACACGGCUUCACCGAGGCCGUCUCUCAGCUCAAUGUGCUCGACAAGCCGACUUCACCCCAGGGUCCAGCCGAGGUGACUGAGAGUUCAGCUUCGUGUAUUGAGUUUAGGUGGAGGCCUCCAAAGGACGACGGCGGCUCGCCCGUCGUCAGCUACGCGGUGGAGCGACGGCAAGUGGGACGAAACACCUGGAAGAAACUGGGGGAGACGCCCGGCGCGGCCAGCUACCGAGACACGGACGUGGAGCACGGACGGAGAUACUGCUACCGCGUCCGGGCAGCGACUGCAGAGGGUGUGAGCGAAGUGAUGGAGACGGACGACAUGCAGGCUGGCACUCUGGCUUUUCCCGGCCCUCCUGCUCCCCCGAAGGUGAUCAGCGCUUUUGAUGACUGCAUAAACCUUGCAUGGACUACACCGAGCAACACAGGAGGCUCACGGAUCCUCGGCUACAUUUUGGAAAAACGGAAGAAGGGCAGUAAUCUGUGGACAGUGGUCAAUGCCUUGGACGAAGUUAUUAAAGAAAAAAAAUAUGCAGUGAAGGAUGUUGUGGCAGGUAUGGAGUAUGAAUUCAGAGUCACUGCCAUAAAUCUCUCAGGACCUGGAGAAUCCAGCAACCCCUCCGAGUUUGUUUUUGCUCGAGAUCCAAAGAAGCCUCCUGGUAAAGUUUUUGGCCUGAAAGUAGUGGAAACGUCCUACACACACAUGGUCCUGACGUGGACCAAACCUGAGGACAAACCCGGCAUACAGGAUGAAGCCAGAGGAUACUUUGUUGAGAUCCGGAAGGCUGAUUGUCUCGAAUGGUCUCGCUGCAACAGCACCCCCAUGAUCCUGACCUCCUUCAGCGCGAAGGGCCUGAAGUCCAUGGACAUGUACUGGGUGAGAGUGAUUGCCGUCAACGACGGAGGAGAGAGUGCUCCUGAGGAGCUGCCCAACUAUGUCCUGGCAAUGCCUUUACCUGUGAGGCCAAAGUUCACAAACAAAAGGAUGAAGAGUUUUAUGGUGGUGCGGGCAGGAAACAGUGUCAGGAUCACAGUAAACUUUGAGGCUUCCCCGCGGCCACACAUCACAUGGCUGAAGGACAACGCGCCGGUGACGAAGCGCGUCACAGUCAGUAACUCCGACGGCUCGUCCCAGAUGUUGAUUCCCUCUUCCGAGCGCUCCGACUCAGGCAUCUACUCCGUCCUGGUGAAGAACCUUGUGGGACAGGAAACAUUCAGUACGGAGGUCAGGGUCACAGAUGACCCAAAGCCUCCGGGGCCGGUGGAGCUGGAGGAAAACGUGCCCGAUACCGUGACGGUGAUCUGGGAACCUUCUCCUGACGAGAAGCGUGACGAUCGGCUCCACUACUUAGUGUCCAAACUGGACUCCACCAAACGCACAUGGACCACCGUGGCUGACAGACUCUUCAAUAACAAGUUCACCAUCUGCAACAUCGUGCAUGGGAGGGAGUACCACUUCCGGGUCUAUGCCAAAAACGACAUGGGUGUAUCUGCACCCUCAGAGUCGUCCACCUGGGGAGUGCAGAAGAAAAAAGAAAAGUUUGUAGUAAGUUUACCCAUCAGGAAGGACUGUGAUUUGCAGUGUGCGCCGACCUUCAUUGUCCCCCUGAAGCUUCACACGGCGCCCAAAGGUUACGAAUGUUAUAUGAGCUGCGCGGUGAAGGGGAACCCCGCACCUCGAAUCACGUGGUAUCGAAAUCACAUCAGCAUAAACACCAAUACCAACUAUUACAUCUCCAACACCUGCGGAGUCUGCUCCAUGUUAAUCCUCCGGGUGCGUCCCAAAGACAUGGGCGAGUACACCAUCACCGCCGAGAACAGUCUGGGACGAGCCGAAUGCACCACCGUCCUCAGUGUCAGAGAACUCCCGAAGAACGAGGCGGGCAUCCAUGUGCCAAGCACAGCCCGCGACGUGAACAAGCAUCACCACAGCGACACACACACGCCGGCCGUGGCACAGCCGAGUGACAGGCAGGAAAGCCCCGGACCGCGGCCCCCCCAGGGACGUGGAGACAGGCCAGAGGAAAGAAAUGGUUAA